ACUCGAGUGCUGUUUCUGUAGUGGCCAUGGCCGGUGAGGUUGCAAACAACCAGCUCUGGGGUGUGGCUGUGGUGCUUUUUAUGAGUGCCUUGUGCUGUUGUAGCGCUCAGCAAGUUCCUUGCUACUUCAUUUUUGGUGACUCUUUAGUUGACAAUGGGAAUAAUAAUCAACUUUCUUCUUUGGCUCGCGCUGAUUACCUCCCAUACGGCAUCGACUUCCCCCGCGGCCCUACCGGAAGAUUCUCCAACGGCAAGACCACCGUUGAUGUCAUUGCGGAGUUGUUGGGGUUUAAUGGCUACAUCCCUGCCUAUUCCAACACGAGAGGCCGAGACAUACUUAGCGGCGUGAACUAUGCGUCUGCAGCAGCUGGCAUCAGGGACGAAACUGGCCAGCAACUGGGAGACCGGAUUCCCUUCAGUGGUCAAGUAAGAAAUCACCAAAACAUCGUCCAACAGAUAGUAAACAUCCUUGGAGAUGAAAACACAGCUGCUGAUUACUUGGGCAGGUGUAUAUAUUCUGUUGGAUUGGGUAGCAAUGAUUACCUUAACAACUAUUUCAUGCCCCAAGUCUAUUCGACUAGUCGUCGAUUCUCGCCCGAUCAAUACGCUCAAAUUCUCAUUCAGCAGUACACUCAACAAUUAUCGAUCAUGUAUGACAAUGGAGCAAGGAAGUUUGUGCUGUUUGGAGUGGGGCAAAUUGGGUGCAGCCCAAAUGCACUGGCGAAUAGCCCAGAUGGGAGAACUUGUAACCAAGGCUACAACUCUGCGAACCAGAUGUUUAACAACAGGCUGAAGGGGCUGGUGAAUCAACUCAAUAGAGACCAGCCUGAUGCAAGAUUCAUCUACGUUGACUCCUAUGGGAUUUUCCAAGAUAUCAUAAACAGCCCUUCAUCUUUUGGUUUUAGGGUCACAAAUGCUGGGUGCUGUGGGAUUGGGAGGAACAAUGGGCAAAUAACAUGUUUGCCUUUCCAAACCCCAUGUCCUAACAGAAGAGAGUAUCUAUUUUGGGAUGCCUUUCAUCCAACUGAGGCUGGGAAUACCAUUAUUGGAAGAAGAGCUUACAGCGCUCAAAGACCCUCCGACGCUUACCCUAUUGACAUUCGUCGCCUCGUUCAACUCUAGCUUAAAUCCAAACUUAUAUAAUUUAUGCAAUCUAAGUUGGAAGAGUCUGCCCUUUCCUUUAAUUGCUUAUAUCUCCUUUCCUUUUAUCAAUGAGAAUGAAAUGUAUUAUAUAUUAGCUGAACAACACUUCCAGCAUCCUGUUCUUUGCUUUCAAAGCUAACUUCAUUGUAUCAUAAUUAGAAGCA
Messenger RNA from Cucurbita maxima (winter squash), 1306 nucleotides. RefSeq names its product GDSL esterase/lipase At1g29670-like. The coding region runs from base 27 to 1121 and encodes 364 amino acids. The record is from RefSeq and is a predicted model, not a curated record. Gene Ontology annotation, molecular function: hydrolase activity, acting on ester bonds. NCBI's taxonomy places the organism in Eukaryota, Viridiplantae, Streptophyta, Magnoliopsida, Cucurbitales, Cucurbitaceae. The transcript has 5 exons.